UAGCCUCAGUCAUUUUGUCGGUCAUUAUGAAUCUUGGUUAGAAAACAUAAACACAGUUUUGUUGUAGUUUAAAUUUUCUUUUUGUUUUAGUAACUUUUAAAUGAAUGAUCAUAAUCCAUAGACUGGCCCCAUGCAAGUCUUUUUAUUUUUUCUGCAGAAGUCUUCUUAAUUUCUUAUUCAUUUAGAGUCUCAUACAUGAACUCGUGCCAUUCAGAUCACUUACAAGAUAGUUUGCAUCCAGACAUUUCAAUUUAUUAAUAAACUCGUUUAAAAAUAUGUAAUUGCAAAAAAUAGUGUUGCAAGAGUCUUCCCAAACUCAUGUUUGGAGCAUAUGGAACAGUUUGCUGGUUUAUUGGAAGGUGGAAAGGUAUUAGCACUUUCUGUUUGACAAUUUGCCUAAUUUUAAGCAUAUCUUGUCUUUGGAUAGUGCUUUAUUAAUAAACAUUGCUAUUUCAAAAAAUAUAGAGUAUUAGUAUAAUAUUUAGUUAAAGUAGUAAGUUGUAUCUUUAAAACUAGUAGACAAAAGUUGUAUCUUUAAAACUAGUAGACAAAAGUUGUAUCUUUAAAACUUGUCAACAAAAGUUAUAUCUCUAGAACAUGUCAAAAGAAAAGUUAUAUAUUUAAAGCUUACAUGCCCAUAUUUUCCUUUUUAAAAAGAAAGUGGAAUACGGUAACAAUCCACACAUAUAUACAAUAAUAGAUGUUUUCCACUUCCUAUAGUGCUGUUUCCUAUACUCCUAUCAGUGUAUAGCAGUAAACAUGGCAGCUACAUGGAGGUUUUUUUUACUGGUUCUCAUGAACCUUGUCACUUACAUGUCUGGCUCUGCAGAAUCCUCUAUAACCUCUGCAGAAUUCAUCAAGUCCUCGUGCAGGUCUACUCGCUACCCUGCUUUAUGUGUUCAAUGUCUUAUGGGAUAUGCGAGCGUGAUUGGCCAAAGCGAGCGACAACUAGCCAUAGCUGCUAUAUCAGUGAGCAUAUCCAGGACACGAUCGAGUGCAUCAUAUGUGAAGAAGAUAUCAAAAGCAAGAGGCGUGAAGCCAAGGGAGUACAGAGCCAUACAAGACUGCAUAGAAAACAUGGGUGACAGUUUGGACAGUCUUAGCCAGUCGGCUAGAGAGUUAGGCAGUAUCGGUCAUGCUGUUGGAGAGGACUUCGAGUGGCACAUGAGCAACGUGCAGACUUGGGUCAGUGCUGCUCUCACUGAUGAUAACACUUGUCUUGAUGGCUUUGCCGGUCCUUCCAUGAAUGGAAAUGUUAAGGAUGCCUUCAAGGAUAGGAUUGUCAAUGUUGCUCAAGUUACCAGCAAUGCACUCGCUUUGGUUAAUCGAUUUGCUUCUAGCCAUUGAACUGCCGAAACUCCUUGAAUCUUCGACUAUCGGUCAGUUGUACUUGUUAAAUUGUAUUGUUAAUUUUCUCACUAAACAGAUGAAAAGUCUCUCUUCUACCAAGUCUAGAUUUGAUCUUGUGUGUUUUUUGUUGCUGUAGUGCAUGAUGCUCUGUAUUGUAAAAAGAAUGAUAUUUUGAGUGUGUUUGUGUAAUGUAUAAGGGAUUUCUUAUGGUGUAUUGAAGAAUUUUCUAGAGAAUUAAAUGAACUUCUUUUGUGUCU
This is a messenger RNA of Lathyrus oleraceus (garden pea), 1607 nucleotides long. RefSeq names its product 21 kDa protein. The transcript has a single exon. Gene Ontology annotation, biological process: negative regulation of catalytic activity. Gene Ontology annotation, molecular function: enzyme inhibitor activity. The record is from RefSeq and is a predicted model, not a curated record. Lineage: Eukaryota; Viridiplantae; Streptophyta; Magnoliopsida; Fabales; Fabaceae. The coding region runs from base 760 to 1347 and encodes 195 amino acids.